GGCGCUGUCAGUGUCGCGUGAGGUGGUCGUGUUUAUCGUUAGCGCGACUAGCGCAAUAAAAUCGUAAAUAAAAAUGAAUAUUUCCAAGUUUAAUAACUGAAAAGUAUAAUCAAAAGCGUCACACAAACAGUGAAUAUUAUAUCGUAAUUAUAUACCCAUUUUAGCGGCUGUCCCACUUAAAGAACGUAAACUGUGAUUUACGAAAGAAAGUUUUUUUACUUAUCGUGUUUCGUGUCUAAUGGCGAAAGAUGCGUGUCUCAAACGGGAAUUUAGUGUUGUUUGUGAGCAUAAUAUUUUGCGUGGACGGUCUCAGUAACGAAGUGACGGGUGAACAUUCUCUGGAGUUGACACAGUCCCUGAACCUCGCGAGGCAGGAGUUGAUACAGGAGAUAUGCAACCGAUUUCCGUUCAGGUUUACUCUCAACGACUUGCCACCAAGUCAGUUGGAGCACAUUUUGAUAGACGAUCAACACAAGCUUCUAUACUGCUAUGUGCCUAAGGUAGCAUGCACAAAUUGGAAGAGAAUCCUAAUGAUAUUGGGUGGCAAAUGGAACGAUACAGAUGUACUAGCUAUUCCUGGAAACUUAGCACACAGUGCAGGAAUGUUCCGGAAUCUCAGUUCAGCUUCAAAAGAAGAGAGGGACCACAUGUUGGAGAACUAUCAUAAGAUGAUUAUAGUUCGGAAUCCGUUUGAAAGAUUGCUAUCUGCAUACAGAAAUAAAUUGGAGGGAGAUACACCGAGCGCUAAGUAUUUUCAGGAUCGCGUCGGCAAGCGCAUCAUCAAAGCGUACCGAGAGAACCCUAGCAACGAAUCGCUUGAACACGGGCAUGACGUCACGUUCCGGGAAUUUGCGCUGUUCCUCACCAACAAGUCUGGUGAUCUAGCUGAUGUGGUGAACAAUGAGCAUUGGCAGCCCAUCACCAAUCUAUGUCACCCGUGCCUUAUCAAGUACACUUUAGUUGGUAAAUACGAAACACUAUUAGACGACUCGUUACUAGCCCUGCACACGAUCAACGCCUCCAACAUAGUACAGUUCCCGCGACUUGCACAUACUUCGGGCACUGCGCAGAAACUACGCUCUUAUUUCUCACAAUUGGAACUACCUUUAAUACGAAGGUUGUAUAAACUAUACAAAUAUGAUUAUAGAAUCUUUAAUUAUGAUCUAGAUAAUAUUGUUGGUUUUGAUCUGGGUUGAUUUUGGUGUUAUUGUUAAGGGAGUGAACACACGACUAGAGGAAUUAAAUAAUAUAGGG
This is a messenger RNA of Colias croceus (clouded yellow), 1254 nucleotides long. Its product is annotated as carbohydrate sulfotransferase 11. Gene Ontology annotation, molecular function: sulfotransferase activity. The transcript has 4 exons. Gene Ontology annotation, cellular component: membrane. Bases 249 to 1196 code for a protein of 315 amino acids. The record is from RefSeq and is a predicted model, not a curated record. NCBI's taxonomy places the organism in Eukaryota, Metazoa, Arthropoda, Insecta, Lepidoptera, Pieridae. Gene Ontology annotation, biological process: carbohydrate biosynthetic process.